UCCACUUCCGGUAUUGGCUCGCGAUUCUGGAAGUGAACCGGACGCUUCCUGCAGAGCUGUUUUAAGGGUCACGAUUAUCUACUGAACGUGAAAAUAUCGUGAUUAAGGUGGAGCCGGUGCCAUGCGGUAUUUUAAAAGAGUACUGGACGCGUAUGUAGUUUUACAGUCCGCGUUUGUGUUGUCGUGUUGUUUAGCCGAGUUGGAGCCCGGGCCUGGUGCCGGGAAUGGAGACCGCUUCAGGAUCGAGGGCCGUGCGAUUGUGUCCGGUGUGAAAGCGCAGGACUGGGUCUCUUCAGCCCGGGUCCUGGUAGAAGGAGGCGAGUAUAUCGGCUUUCUCAGGACUGAUGGGAGUUUUGUUGUGCAUGAUGUUCCAUCUGGGUCCUAUGUAGUUGAAGUCGUAUCUCCAUCAUACAAAUUCGAGCCAGCCCGAGUGGACAUCACUUCGAAAGGGAAAAUGAGAGCCCGCUUGGUGAGCUACAUCAAGACCUCAGAGGUGGUCCGAAACCCAUACCCUCUCCAGAUGAGAGCCAGUGGGCCACAUUCGUACUUCAUGAAGCGAGAGACGUGGGGGUGGACUGAUUUCCUCAUGAAUCCGAUGGUCAUGAUGAUGGUCCUUCCCUUACUCGUCAUCGUUCUGCUCCCGAAGGUGGUCAAUACCAAUGACCCUGAAAUGAGAAAGGAGAUGGAGCAGUCCAUGAACAUGUUGAACCCUAAUCCAGAGUUGCCAGAUGUGUCUGAGUUUAUGACCAAGCUCUUCUCUAAGGGAUCCAGCAAGGCAGGGGGAAGCAACAAAGGCAGCAGGAAUGCAGCACUGAAAAGGAGGUAGUGCUGCGAAUGGAGACCGAGGCGUUUCUUUUCUUUUUCUUUCUUUUUUUUUUUUUAUAAUUUUUUGUAGAAUUGUUGUGUGGCCUGUUUUUCAUUUGUCACAAUAAAACUAACUGUAAUGGAUAAUAAGCUUGAGCUUGAACUGGCAGGGCUGUAUAUUUUUGUUUUUUGUUGUUUUUUUUUUUUUUUUAACAAGCAAAUCAGAUGCUCUCCCACCACGUGACAUUUUAAUCUGUGUAACCACUGAACACCAUUUAGAAAAGCACGAGUAGUUCUCUUCAUGGUUAGUUGGGCCAAGCUCAUCAGAAGCGUAACGUAUGCUUAUAUUGCUGCUGAAGCCGAGAUUUUUAAAUCGGGUCCUCUUCUGAUUUGAGGCUGGUUGAAAUGUCACUUGAACCCCAACCCAGUUUCCACAACUACUUGAAACAGAGCUUUUACUUUGAAAUAGAUGUCAAGUUUGUAUAGGACUGUGAAUAAAGAUAACAAAUGCCUAAAAUUUUAGCAAAGAAAUAUAAACCUAUUUAAACUGAAUGCUAAUAAAUUGUAAUCCACAUUU
Neoarius graeffei (lesser salmon catfish) is the source of this 1381-nucleotide messenger RNA. It is a transcript of the gene emc7b, whose product is annotated as ER membrane protein complex subunit 7b. The coding region runs from base 122 to 826 and encodes 234 amino acids. Gene Ontology annotation, cellular component: EMC complex. NCBI's taxonomy places the organism in Eukaryota, Metazoa, Chordata, Actinopteri, Siluriformes, Ariidae. Gene Ontology annotation, molecular function: carbohydrate binding. The record is from RefSeq and is a predicted model, not a curated record. The transcript has 5 exons.